Messenger RNA from Nematocida ausubeli, 483 nucleotides. RefSeq lists its product as uncharacterized. Bases 1 to 483 code for a protein of 160 amino acids. The transcript has a single exon. Lineage: Eukaryota; Fungi; Microsporidia. The record is from RefSeq and is a predicted model, not a curated record.
AUGAAAAAUAAAAUUAUUUUCUACUUUGCAUUCCUGCAGAUGGACAAGUUAUUUUCCACUGAAAUAGACACUCUAAUCGAGUGUUUAACUGCUAUGAAGAGAACGUGUAGUAUUAGCCUUGUAAAGAGGGCCCAGAGAGCUGCUAUGAAGAUAGAUCUUAUAUAUAAUGUAAUGGUCCAUGGGUUUGAGAAGGAAAACCAGCGCAUAAGCGAGGAUAUAUAUGACAUUGCAAUACGACUAAUGGAAGAGCUAGAGGAGAAGGAGCUAUUAAUACAGGAGUGCAAAGACAUACUGGCACCUUCAAGCGAGAUAGAUGUAAAUGACGUACUGUCAUACAGUAAAUUACUGGGCAGGCACAGCAAGUGUCCUUUGCUAUGGACAGAAGACACAGGCCUGGAAAGACUCCCUGCAUACCCAACAGACAGUCUCAUACAGCAGUCGUUACUAAGAGCAAAGCAGAUGAUGGAUGACAUAAAUAACUAG